AGCUGCAUGGGAUGCCACACCCAGUAAGAGGAGGAGUAUCGAUCGAAUAAAAUAGAAGAAAAAGCAAAGGUCGCCUGGAAGAGCACUUAAAUGGGAACUGUGCUUAAGUGUGGAAGCCUUGUGACUGUCGGCAAGACUCUAGCUAAGCUGGAAUGGACAAGGCUGAGCAACCCCCUCCCCCCCACUCCCAGGAUGAGACCUGUUUAGCUGGGGAAGGAUCACCUCUGCUCCCUGCCUUUACCUCUGAGCAUUAGGUCCUGGGACAAGACUCCAUGGAUGUGGCUGGAGCCUCCUGCUCCAGCUCGGAGGCACUGGCGAGGGAGCUGCUUCUGGCCGCACUAGAGGACCUGAGCCAGGAGCAGCUGAAGCGCUUUCGCCACAAGCUUCGGGAUGCACCCCUGGAGGGCCGGAGCAUCCCGUGGGGGCGACUGGAGAACUCAGACCCCGUGGACCUCGUCGACAAGCUGACCCAGUUUUACGGGUCAGAGCCAGCGGUGGACGUGACCCGAAAGAUCCUGAAGAAGGCGGAUGCUCGAGAUGUGGCCAUGCGACUCAAGGAACAGCAGCUGCAGCGGCUCGGCCCCAGCUCAGCAGGUCUCUCCGUGUCCGAGUACAAGAAGAAAUACCGCGAGCACGUGCUGCUACAGCACGCCAAGGUGAAGGAGAGGAACGCCCGCUCGGUGAAGAUCAACAAGCGCUUCACCAAGCUGCUCAUCGCGCCGGGGAGCGGCGCCGUGGAGGACGAGCUGCUGGGGCGGUCGGAGGAGCCCGAGCCUGAGCGUGCGAGGCGCUCUGACACUCACACCUUCAAUCGGCUCUUCCGGGGAGAUGACCAGGGCCUGCGGCCGCUGACCGUGGUGCUGCAGGGCCCGGCAGGCAUUGGCAAGACCAUGGCCGCCAAGAAAAUCCUCUACGACUGGGCGUCAGGCAAGCUCUACCACGGCCAGGUGGACUUCGCCUUCUUCAUGCCGUGCGGCGAGCUGCUGGAGAGGCCGGGUACGCGCAGCUUGGCAGACCUGAUCCUGGACCAGUGUCCGGACCGCAAGGCGCCGGUGCGGCAGAUCCUGGCGCAUCCCCAGCGCCUGCUGUUUAUCCUGGACGGUGCGGACGAGCUGCCUGCUGUAGUAGCCCCGGAGGCCGCGCCCUGCACAGACCCUUUUGAGGCUACGAGUGGCUUGAGAGUGCUGAGCGGACUGCUGAGCCAGGAGCUGCUGCCCUUGGCUCGCUUGCUGGUCACUACACGCAAUGUUGCCUCCGGGAGGCUGCAGGGCAGACUGUGCUCGCCACAGUGCGCAGAAGUGCGCGGCUUCUCAGACAAAGACAAGAAGAAGUAUUUCUUCAAGUUCUUCCAGGACGAGAGGAAGGCCGAGCGCGCUUACCGCUUCGUGAAAGAGAACGAGACGCUGUUCGCACUGUGCUUCGUGCCUUUCGUGUGCUGGAUCGUGUGUACUGUGGUGCAGCAGCAGCUGGAGCUGGGCCGGGAUCUGUCUCGUACUUCCAAGACCACGACAUCGGUGUACCUGCUCUUCAUCGCCAGCAUGCUGAAAUCUGCAGGCGCCAAUGGACCCCGGGUACAGGGAGAACUGCGCACACUGUGCCGCCUGGCCCGGGAGGGCAUCUUGAAGCAUCAAGCACAGUUCUCAGAAAAUGAGAUCGAGCGGUUGAAGCUUCAGGGCUCCCAAGUUCAGGCACUGUUUCUCAGCAAGAAGGAAUUGCUGGGCGUGCUAGAAAAGGAGGUCACCUACCAGUUCGUUGACCAGAGCUUCCAAGAGUUCUUGGCUGCCUUGUCCUACCUAUUGGAGGCCGAGGGGGCUCCGGGGGCACCAGCGGGAGGUGUGCAGAUGCUCCUGAACUCUGACGUAGAGUUGCGUGGUUAUCUUGCACUCACCACUCGCUUCCUCUUUGGACUACUGAGUGCAGAGAGGAUUCGUGACAUUGAACGACAUUUUGGCUGUGUAGUGCCGCCGCGUGUGAAACAGGACACCCUGCGGUGGAUACAAGGACAAGGCCACCCCAAGGUGGCACCAGUAGGGGAAGACAAGAAGGAUGAGCUGGAGGACACUGAGGAACCAGAGGAGGAAGAGGAGGAUCUCGAUUUUGGACUGGAGCUGUUGUACUGCCUGUAUGAGACACAAGAGGACGCCUUCGUUCGACAGGCUCUCAGCAGCCUUCCAGAGUUGGUCCUGGAGCGAAUUCGGUUCACUCGCAUGGACCUGGAGGUCCUGAGCUACUGUGUGCAGUGCUGCCCGCCCGGGCAGGCUCUGAGACUGGUCAACUGUGGGCUGGUGGAGGCAAAGCAAAAGAAAAAAAUGAGUCUGGUGAAGCGGCUGACCGGUUCUCGAAACACCACGAAACAAACCCCAGUCUCUCUGCUGCGUCCACUCUGUGAGGCCAUGACUGCCCAACAAUGUGGUCUGAGUAUUCUGAUCUUGUCACACUGCAAACUCCCUGAUACAGUUUGCCGAGACCUCUCUGAGGCCCUGAAGGUAGCUCCUGCCCUAAAGGAGCUGGGCCUCCUCCAGAACCGCCUCACUGAGGCAGGCCUGCGUUUACUGUGUGAAGGACUGGCUUGGCCCAAGUGCCAGGUGCAGACACUCAGGGUGCAACUGCCUAGCCUCCAAGAAGCAAUCCAGUACCUGGUCAUCGUGCUCCAGCAGAGCCGGGCCCUGACCACCCUGGAUCUCAGUGGCUGUCAGCUGCUUGGCUACAUGGUGUCCUGCCUGUGUUCAGCCCUGAAGUACCCUACAUGCUGCCUAAAGACACUCAGUCUGACCUCUGUGGAGCUGAGUGACGUGUCACUGAGGGAGCUUCAAGCUGUGAAGACAUCAAAACCAGAUCUGACCAUCCUCCAUUCAAAACUAGACACAAAGCCUCUCAAGGGAUGAAGCAGGGUCUUCUGAGACCCUGGAGGCCAGAACAGGGGAAAGGAUGCUGUAGCCAAAGCCCUUAUGAAGAUGGCCUCCCCAUUCAAAAGCAGGAGGAUGCCAGCUUCUCCGUCCAGGCAAGUCUCUCAAGCCAAGAAGCCACAGAAGGGCAAGCAAAGGACCCAGGUAGAUAAAGGGCCUUGAUAGCUCCUGGAUAGGCCUGGCACAUGCCCUGCCUUGAACACUCUGAGGUUACUCUUCCCCCAGCCCCACAACUACUGCUGCCUUCCUUUCUGGGCCCUCCAAUCUGUCCCUUGCAGAUAAUCCCAGCAGUAAUGGGAAUAUUCAAUAAUUGAGCAUACUGUUUAAUGGUGUUACUCAUCUUUGAUCUGGUCCACAUCUGUUGUAUGGGUGGAUGCGGGCCCCCAGAGUACCACCCUCUGUAGGCAGAAGGUAGGUGGAUCACCAUUCCAAUCUGGAAUUUGGGGUGUUGGCUUUUGGAAGAAUGCCAUUCCUGAAACCUUGGGGCUUUAGCUCCGAGGGACCCACUUGCUGCCUGAGAGAUACAGGCAAGGAGCCAGAGGAGUGACAGCUGUCUUGGAUGAUGGGAGCUGGGGCAACACAGUGGAUGUCUCCACCACAAUACAUUUUCCUUUGGAUUCCCUUUCACUGAUCUCCGUAACAGUUGUCAAGGUAUCAAAGUGGUGCUGACACGAUCUUUCCUGCAACCACGUGUACAGGGCAAGGUUUAAUCCAUAGUCCACCACUGAAGAAGUGGGCUUGGCAAGCUGGCCUGACUGCAGAGCCUGCAAGAGAGGUGUGGCCUUGUGGAUCAGGGCAAGCCAUGGAUGCCCCAGAACUGAGUCUUCUCUGCUCAGCACUCUGGGCUUGGGGCGCUCCGCACUGAGCCCGUUUACUUCCCAGGGGAAAUCCCUCCACAGUCUCUAUCCCCUUAAAUGAGCAACACAGAACCUGCUGCGCCAGUUAGUUUUCUAUUAGAGUAAUACAACGCCAUGGCUGGAAGCAACUUACAGAAUGAAGAGUUGGCCCGGGCUUACGGUUCCAGAGGGAUAAGGGCCCACCAAGGCUGAGAAGCAUGGCCACAUGCAGCACAUAUGUCAACCAGAGCAGAAACUGAGGGUUCACACCUUGAACCACAAGCACAAAGCAAAGAAUGAGCUGGAAACGGCACUUGUCUCUAAACUCUCAAAGCCCGCCUCCAGUGACACACUUUCUCCAAGAGGCCACACUCCCUAAGCCUCCCCAGACAGUGACACCAACUGGAAAUUAAGUGUGCAAGUAUUGUGGUAGUUUGAAUGGGAAUGCCCCCAUAGGCUCGUAAUUUGAAUAUCUAGUUCCCGGUUGGCCGAACUGUUUGGGAAGGAUUAGAAAGUGUGGUCUUGUGGGAGGAGGUGUGUCAUUGGGGUGGAUGGGGG
Messenger RNA from Peromyscus leucopus (white-footed mouse), 4300 nucleotides. It is a transcript of the gene Nlrp6, whose product is annotated as NLR family pyrin domain containing 6. The coding region runs from base 273 to 2885 and encodes 870 amino acids. The transcript is spliced from 8 exons. NCBI's taxonomy places the organism in Eukaryota, Metazoa, Chordata, Mammalia, Rodentia, Cricetidae. Gene Ontology annotation, cellular component: canonical inflammasome complex; cytoplasm. Gene Ontology annotation, molecular function: vasopressin receptor activity; peptide binding. The record is from RefSeq and is a predicted model, not a curated record. Gene Ontology annotation, biological process: regulation of inflammatory response; response to bacterium; acute inflammatory response.